This is a messenger RNA of Debaryomyces fabryi, 1749 nucleotides long. RefSeq names its product serine/threonine-protein kinase (gene DBF2). Gene Ontology annotation, molecular function: protein serine/threonine kinase activity; ATP binding. The record is from RefSeq and is a predicted model, not a curated record. NCBI's taxonomy places the organism in Eukaryota, Fungi, Ascomycota, Pichiomycetes, Serinales, Debaryomycetaceae. Bases 1 to 1749 code for a protein of 582 amino acids. Gene Ontology annotation, cellular component: spindle pole body. The transcript has a single exon. Gene Ontology annotation, biological process: intracellular signal transduction; peptidyl-serine phosphorylation.
AUGGCAUUUUUUAGAUCAUCCAAGCAAGAUAUGCAAGAUAUUUCGGACAUUUCUCAUUCGAUGGAGAAUGUUUCGAUGAGUGACAUGGAUAUUGACUCGAAAUCGCAAUAUAAUAACUUAAACAAGGAGAAUAUCACGCCUGGUAACUCACCGACCAAAUCAAUUUUACAUAAUUCGCCUCAACAACAGUUAGCACGGUCUAGGUUUCCCCAGGGAGUAAAUUCUAAUAUGGAUUACGGCGACUUGAAGCUUCCAAAGUUGAAUCACAACGCACACACUCAUGAAAUUAAGACCCAUAAUGCAAAGACCAAGAGGUUAGCAUCUGUUGCACAGCUCUACUUUUUAGAUUACUAUUGCGAAAUGUUUGAUUAUGUGAUUAGUAGGCGCGACAGGACUAAGCUUGUGGAACAGAAAUUGAUGAACGAUCCUAAUUUUAAUGGAAAUGCUCAGAGACAACAGUUGGAAUGGAAGAACUAUAUUGGUAGAGAAAGGGCAUUAUUGAGAAAGAGGAGAUUGAAGCCUAAACACAAAGAUUUCCAAAUGAUCACUCAGGUGGGCCAGGGUGGUUAUGGGCAAGUAUUUCUUGCCAGAAAGAAGGAUACAAGAGAGAUUUGUGCAUUAAAGGUAUUGAACAAGAAAUUAUUGUUGAAGUUAGAUGAAACGAAACAUGUAUUAACUGAGAGAGAUAUCUUGACUAACACAAGAAGUGAAUGGUUGGUAAAGCUUUUAUACGCGUUCCAAGACCCGGAAAAGGUAUUUUUGGCUAUGGAAUUUGUUCCAGGUGGUGAUUUCAGAACUUUGUUGAAUAACACAGGAUACUUAAUACCUCCACAUGCAAGAUUUUAUAUAAGUGAAAUGUUUAUGGCGGUAAACUCAUUACAUGAGUUAGGUUUCACUCAUAGAGAUUUGAAGCCAGAGAACUUUUUGAUUGAUUCUAAAGGUCACAUUAAGCUAACGGACUUUGGAUUAGCCGCGGGCAAUGUUUCUAAUGAGAGAAUCGAAAGUAUGAGAUUGAAAUUGCAAAACUUACAGGAUUUGGAUGAUUACAAAGUACCAUCCAAGUUGAUGAUUGAAAGACAAAAGAUUUUCAAGAGAUCACAAGGGCACCAUAAUUUGGCUAACUCAAUUGUUGGUUCGCCCGACUAUAUGGCAUUGGAAGUACUUGAAGGGAAAAAUUAUGACUAUACUAUUGAUUACUGGUCACUUGGAUGUAUGUUAUUUGAGAGCUUAUGUGGCUAUCCACCUUUUUCAGGCUCUAAACAAGACGAAACAUAUUAUAAUUUAAAGAAUUGGAAAACUGCCUUAAGGAGACCUCAAACAAAAGAUGGCCGCUAUGUCUUUAGUGAUAGAACCUGGCAGUUAAUUGUUAAAUUAAUUGCCUCGCCUUCAUCUAGAUUAAAGAAUUUUAAGCAAAUUCAAGCUAUGUCCUACUUCAACGAUAUAAGUGAUUGGAAUAAAUUAAGAGAAAAGACACCUCCAUUCACUCCACAGUUAGAUAACGAAGAAGAUGCUGGUUAUUUCGAUGACUUUGAAGAUGAAGAAAGUAUGCAAAAAUACAAAGAUGUUUUUGCAAGACAAGAGCAUAAUGAACAAUUAUUAGAGAAUUCAAAUAAUAAAAAGGCGAAUAAUAAUUUUAUCGGUUUUACAUUCAAGCAUAAAUUGAAUCCGAACAAUAAAUUCCAGCAUGGGGAAAUUAAUCUAUUGGGUAAUAAUCAUAAUAGAUUAGAUCCUUUAGCUACCUUGUAUUGA